Messenger RNA from Prorocentrum cordatum, 390 nucleotides. The record is from the annotation of a GenBank genome assembly. Lineage: Eukaryota; Dinophyceae; Prorocentrales; Prorocentraceae.
AUGCACCCCUGGGUCUGCCGCAGCCGCCCAGUCUGCGACCGCGCCGCCGCUCGCCCGCGGCGUCGUGGGCACCUCGAGGCCGCCGCCGACUCCGCUGCCGACGUGCGCCCCGGCGCGGCCGGGGGGCGCAACCGAGGGCUCAUCGCCGCCGCGGGCGUGGCCGCCCGCCCGGGCUGCCGGGGCGGCCUCGUCCAGCGCAGCGCACUUCUGGCCGACGGGGUAGCCCUCGUCGAGCGUGCCCUCGUCGGGCAGCCGCGUGCGUUGCCAGCGCUGCUCCUGCAGGCGUCUUUCGACCGUGCCCCGGUGCAGUUCCCGACCUGGGCAGGGAGGUGUUCGACUGAGUCCCGGCGGCUUCCGCCGAUGGCCCGUCGGAGGGGCGCGCCCGACUGA